Molecule: messenger RNA, 1378 nt
Organism: Suricata suricatta (meerkat)
Lineage: Eukaryota; Metazoa; Chordata; Mammalia; Carnivora; Herpestidae
Gene: ZNF639
Product: zinc finger protein 639
Exons: 7
Source: RefSeq, a predicted model, not a curated record
CUGCGCUUCUCCCACUUCUCUAGGGGUGGGAGGAAGGGCUGAAAGCCCGCCGGGGCGCGGAGUCCCCUCGGUGGCCAGGUCGGGAGCAAUUCUAGGCAGUGGAAUCACCCGCUCCGCGAGGGAGGGGCGGUACCCGCCCGGAAGAAGCCUGCGGCGGCGCAGAGGUGCCAGCAGGGGGCGCGGGCCGCUGGGCCACCCCCGGGGCUAAAGGCCGGUGGUCCCUCCCAGGUCUGAAGUGCGGCGUGGCCGCGCCGCCCGAUCCGCAGCCCCCCCGCCCUUGCUCUCACCUCGUCACCUCCCCGCCCAGUCGGCGGGCCCCUGAGGUGCGCGGCGCAGGCGUGGAACGAGGCGUGACAUGUAUUACGUGUGCAGUUUAAGUGGGGAAGAUGGAAUGAAUGAGAAGUUGCCUGUGAUUCAGAAUCUUCCGCAAGAGAGGAAAACUAGUGAGCAAAUGUUUGUAUGACAUCUCUGAGUAAAACGCCAAACUUCUUCAUCGGGGUACUUAUGUAUACAAAAAGCCCAUAAGAAUAUUUGCCGAAAUGAUGGAUGGCAUUUUUUUACUAUCUGUGAAAACUCCCUAUAAUUCCAUUUCUCCUCACCACAGUAUUAAGACAUACCAAAUUGAAAAGAUAUGAAUGAAUAUCCUAAAAAAAGAAAAAGGAAGACAUUACACCCUUCUCGUUACUCAGAUUCCUCUGGAAUAAGCAGAAUUGCAGAUGGAUUCAAUGGAAUUUUUUCUGAUCAUUGUUACAGCGUUUGUUCUAUGAGACAACCAGAUUUAAAAUAUUUUGACAACAAAGAUGAUGAUUCUGAUACAGAGACAUCAAAUGACUUGCCAAAAUUUACAGAUGGGAUCAAGGCCAGAAAUAGAAAUCAGAACUACCUAGUUCCCAGUCCUGUACUUAGAAUUCUAGACCACACUGCCUUUUCUACAGAAAAAUCUGCUGAUAUUGAAAUUUGUGAUGAAGAGUGUGACUCACCGGAAUCAGUCAACCAACAAACUCAAGAAGAGAGUCCUAUAGAAGUUCACACCGCUGAAGAUGUUCCAAUUGCUGCAGAAGUACAUGCAAUUUCUGAAGAUUAUGAUAUAGAAACAGAAAAUAAUUCCUCUGAGAGUCUCCAAGACCAAACUGAUGAGGAGCCGCCAUCCAAACUUUGCAAAAUUCUUGACAAGAGCCAAGCUUUGAAUGUGACUGCCCAGCAGAAGUGGCCUUUACUGAGAGCUAAUAGCAGUGGCCUCUAUAAAUGUGAACUUUGUGAGUUCAACAGCAAAUAUUUUUCUGACUUAAAGCAGCAUAUGAUCCUGAAACAUAAGCGUACUGAUUCAAAUGUGUGUCGAGUAUGCAAGGAAAGUUUCUCUACCAACGUGCUUCUGAUC